UGCCUCACUCCAGACCUAUUCCUUUCUGUCCUGGACGAGGAUGGCAAGGCUUACCUCACCGAGGAGGACUUCCAUAGAUUCUCCACUGUUCUGCUCUACUACAUGAUCAACAUGGAAGACCUAUGUACCCCCAAUGUCUCCCCCUCCUCUUCCUCCUCCUCUUUGUCACCUAGCUACCAGUACUACCUCCUAGCCCUGACCAACCUCCAUCCCACUGAAGACCGAGGUUUCCUCUCUUCCAAUGAGACAGAGAGCAUUCUGCAGCUCAUCAACCAGCACUACCAACCGCCUGCUCCAGAGAACUCUGGUUCCUCCCACUCACAGGUAAGUCAGGGCCACAACUUUCAUAACCUCUUCUCUCAAAUAGUGUUUAAAACUAGAACAUCAUCCCAAUCUGCACAUGUUGAAAUAGCUGCAUACAGUUAUCAAAACUAGAGCUGGAGGCUGGAAGACUAAAGAAGAACAUAUACUGUACAUGGAGAUAUGUCCAGUUGUAAACCUGCGACAUAUCAUCAUCCUACAGUGCAUUGAUUCCUCCCAUCUACAGGAUGAAGUGGGGAUCACAGAUAGCCAAGGUGCUGAUCUAUUCUCCGUGUCCAAACUGGCAGCAGCUAUCAUCACCCAUGCCACUGUUUCAGCAAAACAAACCUCCCCUCCCCCUGCUUUCUUCACAGAUUACAUCUUCCAGUCCCUCAACCGCACCAGCAAACUCCAUAUCAUGGGUAAAUUAAUGAGUCCUUCCUAUGAGUGAUUUGACCAUAAAGUUGAAUAGAGGGCACACUUGCCCAAAAAGCUAUCUAGCAUACAUAUAUGGAUUUGAGUGAUCUGUGGUAAUGUAAGAGCAGUUAGACGAUGUCAGUGCUCUUUCUGUUGCGUAGAUUUGGAGGAGCUGCUGCACCUGCUUGGUGUGGGAGGCGGAGGGGGAAGUGCCAUGGCAGGGAGAGGCGGAGCAUCACAGGCCCCUCCCAUAUAAAGUGUGGCCAUGAGCCUUUGGGGAUCAGCACAGACUGGACACAGGUGAGACAGAAACAACGGUUCAGAACAAUUAUACUGCGGGUCGGAAACAGGAGCUUGUUGUGUUGAAUUGUGUUGCGAAUUCCAUUAGGCUAUGUGAGCAGUGAGGCAGGCAUACAGUGGCAUAGCACAGUUUCCCGCAAGGUUCGAGCAAGGGCCCCCCCCAACCAAAGCGUGGAUUAAAUGUCUCAUUGUUUUCUCUCCCUGUCUCCUUUGGAGAUCCUUGGCCUCCACCACGACAGUCAUCAGGAGGACCAUCACUUUACUGAGGGCAAGGAAUAUCUGUGGAAGAUUUUGGGAAUCAUCGCUGGAAUCUACGGCUUUUUCCUUAUCGAAAUAAUCUUCUCCCUUGUGCUGCCUUCACAUGGCCAUGUACGUUUACAGUUUUGAGUAUAUGUCUGUAUGACUGUUGGUGUCACGAUCGUCGGGAACAGAGGACCAAGGCGCAGCGUUGAAUGCAAACAUACUUAUUUAUUGAAAGAUAACACGAACGAAAACAACAAAACGAUAACGUGACGUCCUUAGAUCAAACACAACCUACUAGGAACAAGAUCCCACAAACACUGUGGGAAAACUGGCUGCUUAAGUAUGGCUCCCAAUCAGAGACAACAAGCAACAGCUGAUACUCGUUGCCUCUGAUUGAGAACCACACUGGCCAACAUAGAAACACAAAUACUAGAAUAGAACGUAGAACCAAAACACAUAGACUCUACACACCCUGGCUCAACAUAUUAGAGUCCCCAGAGCCAGGGUGUGACAGUACCCCCCCCCAAAGGCGCGAACUCCGACCGCGCCAACCAAACACCACAGGGGAGGGACCGGGUGGGCACUCCGCCUUGACGGCGGAUCCGGCUCCGGGCAUGAUCCCCACUCCCUCUCUAACCCCCCAAAGUACCCCUGGUCCUGUCUGGCCCUGCUGGCCGGAGCUGGACUGAACACUGGUGGAGCGGAUUGCUUUAGCUCCGGCGUGGAGCAGCUGACCGGUACCGGACCAGGCACCGGUGGAACAGGCACGGGCUGUGCUGGACUGACGACGCACACCACUGGCUUGGUGUGGGGAGCAGGAACAGGCCGAGCCGGGCUGGCGACGUGCACCAUAGGCUUGGUGCGGGGAGCAGGAGCGGGCCGGACCGGGCUGACGAAGCGCACCACUGACUUGGUGCAGAGAGCAGGAAUGGACCGGGCCGGGCUGGCGACGCGCACCACUGACUUGGUGCGGGGAGCAGGAACAGGUCGGGCCGGGUUGGCGAUGCGCACCAUAGGCUUGGUGCGGGGAGCAGGAACAGGCCGGACCGGGCUGACGAAGCGCACCAUAGGCUUGGUGCGGGGAGCAGGAACAGGCCGGACCGGGCUGACGAAGCGCACCAUAGGCUUGGUGCGGGGAGCAGGAACGGGCCGGACCGGGCUGACGAAGCGCACCACUGACUUGGUGCGGGGAGCAGGAACGGGCCAGACCGGGCUGACGAAGCGCACCACUGACUUGGUGCGGGGAGCAGGAACGGGCCAGACCGGGCUGACGAAGCGCACCACUGACUUGGUGCGGGGAGCAGGAACAGGUCGGGCCGGGUUGGCGACGCGCACCAUAGGCUUGGUGCGGGGAGCAGGAACAGGCCGGGCCGGGCUGGCGACGCGCACCAUAGGCUUGGUGCGGGGAGCAGGAGCAGGAACAGGCCGGGCCGGGCUGGUGACGCGCACCAUAGGCUUGGUGCGGGGAGCAGGAACAGGCCGGGCCGGGCUGACGACACGUACCACAGGCUCGAUGCGAGGAACAGGAACAGGCCGGACCGUACUGGGGACACACACCACUGGCCCUACGCAGGGAUCAGGAACGGGCCGGACCGGACUGGUAACACACCCCAGUACCUCUUGCCGUGCCUCUACACUUUCCCUCUCCUCUGUGACCAGUGGCCACCUUAACCUGGCGGCCUCCUCUGCAAACCCGCUGGACCGCUCCAUCGCGGCCUCCUGCUGCCCCGUCGUCCACGGCGUGAGCCCCCCCCUAAGAAAUGUCUGGGUGUCUCUCCUCCCCGUGGACCAAGCCUCCCUAUCUCUCGCCAGACUCUUCCUCCACUGCUCCAAAGUCCAACCACUCUGCUCUUCAUUUGGCUUGACCCAGUCGAGACUCUUCCUCCACUGCUCCCAAGUCCACCCUCUCUGCUCUUCACUAGGCUUGACCCAGUCGAGGUUGCCACGGAGAUCCGCUAGCGAUUCCCCUGGCGAUGGCUCCUGGACACGCUGCUUGGUCCAGUUUUGGUGGGAUCUUCUGUCACGAUCGUCGGGAACAGAGGACCAAGGCGCAGCGUUGAAUGCAAACAUACUUAUUUAUUGAAAGAUAACACGAACGAAAACAACAAAACGAUAACGUGACGUCCUUAGAUCAAACACAACCUACUAGGAACAAGAUCCCACAAACACUGUGGGAAAACUGGCUGCUUAAGUAUGGCUCCCAAUCAGAGACAACAAGCAACAGCUGAUAAUCGUUGCCUCUGAUUGAGAACCACACUGGCCAACAUAGAAACACAAAUACUAGAAUAGAACGUAGAACCAAAACACAUAGACUCUACACACCCUGACUCAACAUAUUAGAGUCCCCAGAGCCAGGGUGUGACAGUUGGCAUAUCCGUCUUCCAAUUUAGCACAAUGAAUGUUAAUGUUAUUAAUGUUAUUACCCACCAGCAGUGGGUAACUGUUAGCUGAAAAAUGACCAACAGGCCUGAAAAUAAGAAACAUCCUGUGGUAACUCAACAAAACACAAGGAGGUAAUAACUCCGUAUAACAAUCACUGUUUCACUCUUCAGAAUAACCAGCAUGUCUAUGUCUGAACGUUUGCUGUGGAAAUCCUGUCAUUCAUUACAGUUUGUCAUGAUAGUGCUUAUCUGUGGGUUCCCGAUUGGCCCUGGCUGAACCCAGACUAAAGCUAAAUCGCAAAUGGCACCCUAUUCCGUACAUAGUGCACUACUUUUGAGCAGAGCUCAAUGGGCCCCGGUCAAACGUAAUGCACUAUAUAGGGAAUAGGGUGCCAUUUGGGACACAGCCUGAGCUGAGCUGACUGUGCAGGUGGCUGAUGGCUCAUGGCCACAGAGUGACUGGAGACUGAUGAGUCUCUUUUUCUCCAGCAGGGUCACGGGGACCUGGGCCAUUCCCAUGACCUUCCCCUGGAGAUUAACUGCAAUGACCAGUCACAGAGGGGCAAGUCCAUCUCCACCAUGCAGCUGGUGAGUCUGUUAGUCUCUAUCUGGCACCCAUACUCUACUCCAAAAGUGUAAUUGGCAGCCCUUAAAAAAAAGUAUGUACAGUGACUGCAUCAAUGGAGGACAGAAGCUACAGUGGGGAAAAAAAAAAUGUAGUCAGCCACCAAUUGUGCAAGUUCUCCCACUUAAAAAGAUGAAAGAGGCCUGUAAUUUUCAUCAUAGGUACACAUCAACUAUGACGGACAAAAUGAGAAAAAAUAAUCCAGAAAAUCACAUUGUAGGAUUUUUAAUGAUUUUAUUUGCAAAUUAUGGUGGAAAAUAAGUAUUUGGUCAAUAACAAAAGUUUCUCAAUACUUUGUUAUAUACCCUUUGUUGGCAAUGACACAGGUCAAACGUUUUCUGUAAGUCUUCACAAGGUUUUCACACACUGUUGCUGGUAUUUUGGCCCAUUCCUCCAUGCAGAUCUCCUCUAGAGCAGCGAUGUUUUGGGGCUGUCGCUGGGCAACACGUACUUUCAACUCCCUCCAAAGAUUGUCUAUGGGGUUGAGAUCUGGACACUGGCUAGGCCACUCCAGGACCUUGAAAUGCUUCUUACGAGGCCACUCCUUCGUUGCCCGGGCGGUGUGUUUGGGAUCAUUGUCAUGCUGAAAGACCCAGCCACGUUUCAUCUUCAAUGCCCUUGCUGAUGGAAGGAGGUUUUCACUCAAAAUCUCACGAUACAUGGCCCCAUUCAUUCUUUCCUUUACACGGAUCAGUCGUCCUGGUCCCUUUGCAGAAAAACAGCCCCAAAGCAUGAUGUUUCCACCCCCAUGCUUCACAGUAGGUAUGGUGUUCUUUGGAUGCAACUCAGCAUUCUUUGUCCUCCAAACACGACGAGUUGAGUUUUUACCAAAAAGUUAUAUUUUGGUUUCAUCUGACCAUAUGACAUUCUCCCAAUCCUCUUCUGGAUCAUCCAAAUGCACUCUAGCAAACAUCAGACGGGCCUGGACAUGUACUGGCUUAAGCAGGGGGACACGUCUGGCACUGCAGGAUUUGAGUCCCUGGCGGCGUAGUGUGUUACUGAUGGUAGGCUUUGUUACUUUGGUCCCAGCUCUCUGCAGGUCAUUCACUAGGUCCCCCCGUGUGGUUCUGGGAUUUUUGCUCACCGUUCUUGUGAUCAUUAUUGACCCCACGGGGUGAGAUCUUGCGUGGAGCCCCAGAUCGAGGGAGAUUAUCAGUGGUCUUGUAUGUCUUCCAUUUCCUAAUAAUUGCUCCCACAGUUGAUUUCUUCAAACCAAGCUGCUUACCUAUUGCAGAUUCAGUCUUCCCAGCCUGGUGCAGGUCUACAAUUUUGUUUCUGGUGUCCUUUGACAGCUCUUUGGUCUUGGCCAUAGUGGAGUUUGGAGUGUGACUGUUUGAGGUUGUGGACAGGUGUCUUUUAUACUGAUAACAAGUUCAAACAGGUGCCUUUAAUACAGGUAACGAGUGGAGGACAGAGGAACCUCUUAAAGAAGAAGUUACAGGUCUGUGAGAGCCAGAAAUCUUGCUUGUUUGUAGGUGACCAAAUACUUAUUUUCCACCAUAAUUUGCAAAUAAAUUCAUUAAAAAUCCUACAAUGUGAUUUUCUGGAUUUUUUUUCUCUCAAUUUGUCUGUCAUAGUUGACGUGUACCUAUGAUGAAAAUUACAGGCCUCUCUCAUAUUUUUAAGUGGGAGAACUUGCACAAUUGGUGGCUGACUAAAUACUUUUUUUCCCCACUGUAUAUAGUAUUAACCCUAUUCCACUUCCUCAAAUGAAAGCAGAAAUAGAUAACUCAAUUGAAGCUGCAUCCUCACGCAAAAGUCCCUUUUUGGGUUUGUUUGGAAUUGAGCUAUCUGUGAAAGGAAAACAAUGUUUGUUUAAAGCUUUUGAGGUUUCUGCUUUGAAGAGAGGCAGACUGCAGUGGUAUGACUGUGUUCCUGUUCACAUUAUUAAAAUUUGAGCUGAAAAAAAUUAUCCAAAAUUAACCAAAAUGUUACAAAAUGUGUGAUAUUUACCAGCCCUCAUUGUCACAGACAAGACAAAGCUAGGGGAGGUUUGGAGUGGGAGUAGGAGUGUUGAUCUGACAAUGUGCUGUCAUCACUGUGUGGGGGUGGGAGGCUAAUAUAAAAGCACAGGAAUUCAAAGGCGGUAGGCCUAUAGGAUUCACAAUUAUUUGGGCAACAUUUUUAACAGUUUGAGCUUUGAUGUAGACAUCUACAGAGUGAUGUAUUGCAGGGAAAGUGAACAGUGGUGUGGGUGGGAGUAAAUGUGAAACAGACCAUGGUGUAGGAGACCUUGAUGCUGCUGUUGAAUCAUUCAGGCCUUAUGCAGAUAGUGUAGGAGGAGAUAGGGAAACUGAACCAUUCUGGUUCACUUUCUCUAGAGUGUUUUAAAUAUAGGCAGGGAGAACUGUGGUCACUGAUUUGCUGAUUUUGGUAUGGAUGGGAGUAACGUGAUGUAAUUGUAAUGAAGUGUAUUGAAAGGAACAAUCCUAUUAGUUGUCACUCCCCUACAGUGAACUGUGGAUGACUUAGAAUGCACAGAAAUCCCAUCAGAGGAGCCUGAACCAAGAACCCCUACAUAUCAGACGAGUAGGUUCCUCAUCCUCCUUUUUCAUUUAUCUUCACUCAUUGUCCCCUCAGUUCUCUCCCUGUUUAAUUUGAUCCUGUUCUGUAUUGUUCUGUCCAGUGUGCUGUGUGUAAUUAGUGGGCUAGGAAGCGUAGCGGAUGGGCUUUCAGGACAGAGCCGCCACACAGACAGGCUUUCUUUGUGUUCCCAGGACAGGGUAUUCCUGUACUGGCUGUGAUGGUUAUCGUGGGAGACAGCCUCCAUAACUUUGCUGAUGGCUUGGUGGUGGGUGCGGCCUUCUCAUAA
Messenger RNA from Coregonus sp. 'balchen', 7078 nucleotides. Lineage: Eukaryota; Metazoa; Chordata; Actinopteri; Salmoniformes; Salmonidae. The record is from the annotation of a GenBank genome assembly.